Molecule: messenger RNA, 3688 nt
Organism: Salarias fasciatus (jewelled blenny)
Lineage: Eukaryota; Metazoa; Chordata; Actinopteri; Blenniiformes; Blenniidae
Product: cytosolic phospholipase A2 gamma-like
Exons: 14
Coding region: 57-1784 (575 amino acids)
Biological process (GO): glycerophospholipid catabolic process
Cellular component (GO): nuclear envelope; cytosol; nucleoplasm
Molecular function (GO): calcium-dependent phospholipid binding; calcium ion binding
Source: RefSeq, a predicted model, not a curated record
GCGCAGCGGCAGAACGUUCGCUGCACUCUGAGCUGAAGGCUAGCGCUCAUACCAGAAUGAUCCGAUCUGCUGCUGCUGGGGUUUGUCUGUCACUGAUGAUUUCAGGAGUUCUGUCACUGUCCGUGGACUCCAGAGAAACAGCUGCUCCUCAGCGGGCGGUGCGCCGCAGCCUGGCGCUGUGUGCCGGAGAGCAGCAGUAUGUGGACCAGAGGAAGCAGCUGGUUGAGGAGGCUCUUCACAGGCUCCUCAUCAACUGCAGCGAGGACUCGGUUCCCCACAUCGUUCUGCUGGCGUCCGGCGGGGGUCAGAGGGCAGCCGUCAGUCUGGUGGGUUCUCUCUAUCAAAUGGCACAGGAUGGCCUGCUGGACUCUCUGCUCUACCUGGGGGGAGUUUCUGGCUCAACAUGGUCGAUGGCCUCUCUGUACAGUGACCCUGAGUGGAGCUGGAACAUGGACAGAGCCCAGUCCAGGCUGUCAGGGGACGGGGUGGAGCUCCAGGACGCUCUGGGAUGGUUGAACAAGACGGCAGCAGAGGAUGGCUUUUCCCUGAGUGAUGUCUGGGGGGUGUUGACCUCUGCAGGCAUCAUGAAGCAGAUGGAUGAGCGGCGUCUUUCAGACGAGGCCAACAGGAAUGCGUCCAACCCUUACCCCAUCUACAGUGCUGUAGAGAAGCAUUGCUAUUCACAUGGACCAAUAGAAGCUAAGUGGUUUGAGGUAAGCCCUCAUGAGGCUGGAUUCACGGAGCUGGACCUUUUUGUUAAUACGUCUCUCCUGGGCAGCAAAUUCCAGAUGGGAGACCUGCUGGAAAAGAAACCAGAGAUGGACAUGAUCAAACUACAAGGUGUUUUCGGUUGUGCGUUAGCUCAUGAGGAGCUGGUCGUGGAGUUCGUCCCCGACUGGCUGAGAGUGGGCGACUCCGUAAAUGUUCCUGCUCAAGAGUACCUGCGAGUAUACAACACUCUUCACAAACUGAUUGGUCUGACCAGAAUGACCGUUAAAGAUCCUGCUGGUUUGACCCAACUGGACAAGCUGCAGAAACGACUACAAGACCAAGUCAGUCGGAAUGAGUCGGCCUUGCUGGAGUCAAAGAGCUUGGAGGAGAGAGAAGCUCUCUUCCAGCGGUGGGGUCUGGACCUGGUGACCACGGUCACAACCUGGACUGAAAGUCUGGAGGACGGACCGUUCAAAGCUCUCGUUUCCAUGCUUACUAAGCAAGUCAUUCCCCUGAUUCUGAAAUGGGAGUGGGGUACGACUGAAAACUUCCUCUACAAGUAUCAAGAUUCAACAGUUCCAGCUUGUCUUUUGAUGGAAGAAAGAUUCCAACUGGUGGACGCCGGGGCGCUCAUCAAUGUGGGCUACCCUCCGUUUCUGGGAGACAAGAGAGAUAUUGAUCUCAUCAUUGCACCAGAGUACAGUGCUGGAGACAUGUUUGAGACUCUCACCCUUGCCAGAGACUACGCAGCCAAGGUGAAGAAACCGUUCCCAGUAAUAGACGACAGGAUCUUGGAGGACAGAGAUUGGCCGAAGGACUGCUACGUGUUUGACGGAAAGGAGAACGAGCCCACCAUCAUCUACAUGCCCCUCUUCAAUAGACACAACUGCAAAGAUGCAAAACAGUUCACCGAAAACAUGGACAAGUUCUCAACCUUCCAGCGCCCCUUCAGUCAAGACAUGGUCGAGUCCCUUUUGGCAACGGCAAAAACUAACAUGAAGAACCACAGGGAGACUCUGCUGAGGGAGAUCAACAAGGCCGUCCUCCGCCGACAGAACAAGAGGAAGUCGUAAUAGAGCUGGCCAGAAAAUCAGAGAAGGACUUCCUACAUGUGCUCUCUUGUCCAGCCAACAUACACUAACUGAAGGCACUGGACAUGUUUCCAUAAUUCUUUUAAUUCUUAUUCGUAGUUUACAUGAAUUAGUUAUUUAGUAAUUCUUAUACAUAGUUUACAUUAGCUGUGCACUUUACACACUCUUCUGCGAAUGCAUUUCUAGAACAGUCCUGUGUGUGAACAGCAGUGAACCAGCUUUGCUUUUUUUCAUUUUGGCAGAGGGGUUUUAUAUGUGAAAACACCACAAAGAAGUCAGUUUUAUUAAAUAUACUUUUAUGAACAAGUAUACCAUUAUUACAAUUAGUGUACUUUAUUAUUAGUAUAGUUCAGGUUUUAUUAGCUAUGCAUGUACAGGUUAAAGGUUAAAAGUACCUUUUUAAUCCCUAGAGGAGAGAUUCCGGUGGCCACACAGCGCAGCAGACACAUCGGUACAGAUUACUGACAUAUCAGUAAACUAACACAACUUAACAGAAAGCAGACCAUCAUCAGAAACGCCCCAUAACAAGACUGGUUUAACAGGACCCCGCCCUCCUGAGCCUGUCAGUCCUGCAGUGCACCGAAAGGAGUCGUGCACGGUGGUUGCCUUGCUGAGCAGCAGGGGGGGUGAUAGUGAGGAUGGACUUAAUCCCCCUCCUCCUUCUGUUCCCCACCAGUUCGCCAAUAGCCUCCCCCCCCCAAUCACCGACACACACCCUUUGAAUGGCAUCAGUUCCCCCGGCACACCACAGCAAGAAAUCCUGCACCAUCCAAAACGGACUGGUAGGAAAGGCCCAGCAUUUCUCUGCAGACAUCAAAAAGAGGAAGUACUGCUCUGCCCUGUUUAUAUGCUGCAUCAGCACUGACCAGUCCAGUCUGUGGUCCAGGUGGACACCCAGGUAUUUAGUGACCACCUCCAUACACUCACCAUCGAUCUGCACCGGUCGGUGCUGUAGCUUCUACCUGCCACGGUCCACCGCCGUGAGCAGGUCGACGCCGCCUCUUCCUACAUCGCUUUCUGUGUGGACAGCAUUUUCCCCUCCAAGACUGUCACAACAAUUUCAUGGUUUUUUGCUGAUUUCCCAGCAAUAAACCACGGAUCACCGAGGAGCUCAAAGAAAUCCUCAACAAAAAGAAAAGGGUCUUUUUCACUGGUUCAGAACUAGAGAAAAAAAGGGAAGGUAAGCGGGCCAUAAAAGCAGCCAAGCUGAAGUACAAAACCAAAGUUGAGGAAAAAUUCACACAGGGGAACCUCCGCUCAGCUUGGCAGGGCUUGAAGAACAUGGCCGCCGUGAACACUGCCUCCACCUGCAGAAGCUCCACCCAUGGGGACGGCAGCAGCCCUACACCUCUGCCCAAUGACCUCAAGUCUGUUUCCACCAGGUCCGAAAGAGACAGCAGCACAGCCCGAAGAGAUCAGGUCCACACUUCACUCACCUUCAACAGAGAGAAGGUGACCAGAGGCCUGAGGGGGACCGGAGAGACCAGCGCCCGGGCCGGACAACAUCAGUGGUGGUGUGCUCACACUCUGUGCAGAACAGCUGGGAGCAGGUGGAGGUGUUUGAAGUGGAGGGGCGAGGGUUAGUGUGGUUAGGCUGAGUGUGGAUGUUCUGGCAGGAGGUGCAGGCCGGCAUCUUCAACCACUGCAGCGUCAGCUUCCUGGUGGAUCUGCUGCACAGCAUUCUGGGACUGUGACAGGCUGUCUCUCCGUGGUCUCACCCCCACCUGAAAGUUUAAAACAAUGAAACCUUUAUGAACACAUUAAAGAUGUCAUUGGAAAAAAUAAACAAGCUCCAAUAUAUUAUGCUCCCAUGUGAGAUCCCCCACAUAUAUCAUUAUGACCAAUUUUAUGUACUACUUAUCUUGUAUCAUCCAAAUAUCCAGAGA